GUCAACUCCUCGGUGACGAUCCUAAGGCAUGCAAAUCCCCUCACUUUCGUCAUUAUCCAGUUAGCAGAUAUGCAUAUUGCCUUAUUCUUUCGCCUUGUUGCGACUAUAACGAGAGUUACGCAACGAUCCUGCAACAGCCCCUGCUCGGCUCAGUCCAAGCAGCUGGAUUCUUGCGACCUGUCAUUUCUGGCGAAUCUCAGAUCCUCGGUCAGCAAUUCCAAGAUAGGCACCGCGCCAAUGCAACCCCGCGGCAAUUGGCCAGGUUGGCCAGGUUGGCGAUGGAGCGGGCUCCCAGGUGAUCGAUUUGAGCUUGGGCUGGGAUGGCAAUCGGGUUGCUCACCCAGCUUCCCAAGGACCAAGGUUGCAGCGGUACCUUGCAGGACGUAACAGAAAUGCUGGGUACCCCCACCAUGACGCUGACCAUGAAAACUUGUUGUAGGGUAUGAAUACCACAGUCUCUAU
Fusarium redolens is the source of this 462-nucleotide messenger RNA. RefSeq lists its product as uncharacterized. The record is from RefSeq and is a predicted model, not a curated record. The transcript has a single exon. Bases 70 to 387 code for a protein of 105 amino acids. Lineage: Eukaryota; Fungi; Ascomycota; Sordariomycetes; Hypocreales; Nectriaceae.